GUGACGUUGGGGAGGAAUAUGGCGCUUUUGAGGCGAUGUGUAUCACGAUAGUCAAGGCUGAUGAUUAUCUGUAGGUAGCUGUGUUGACCCAGAGAACGUCCGGGUAGACGAGCUGAAUAUGACGGGUCGGAAAAGGUGAUCGUUCCCUGACGUCUGUAUGGACACCGGAACAGUAUAUGUCGUAGUUUGCUGUCGUCAGCUAAAACAGUUAGCCGAUGCUAGCUGAGAAAAUGGGUUUGUUUAUGUAGCAUUCACUGCCGAUGUAUUUAUUAGAUAUGUUCUAUGGCUCCAAUAAAGCCGCUUGAUUUUCUACGAAGACGCCUGUUGUAGGAUAGCGGUUUGUCUCGGAAGCUAUAAGGGAUGGAGAGCCGUCAUGGAUGUGCUUGGUGGCUGGCCAGUGCGGUUUUGUCAUCGGUAUGUUGGCAUUCUGAAGGUGCCCCACUUCACCACCUUCACCGCUCAGGUGGAGGUUCAGGGGAUGUGUUGUCUCUGUCUCUGUUUUUGUCCCUGGCGGUCUCGCUGACGCUGCUUGUGGCCCUGGUGGUGCUGCUGGUGAACUGUGUGACCUGCUGCAAGGAGAGGGAAAUCAACUUCAAGGAGUUUGAAGACCACUUCGACGAGGAGAUUGACUUCACCCCACCUGCAGAGGAUACGCCGUCUAUUCAGUCCCCAGCUGAGGUCUACACGCUCUCCGUGUCCCCGGUGGUCCUGCCUGGACCACCGCAUCUCCAACCCCCCUCCCAUAUAACAGAGGGUUCCUCGGCGUUCCAAGUUGCGCGUCACGAUUUAAGCUACAUCCAGGAAAUAGGCAACGGGUGGUUUGGCCAGGUCCUUCUCAGUGAAAUCUACACAGAUCCAGGUGGAACCAGAGUGGUGGUGAAGGAAUUGAAGGCCAACGCCAACUCCAAAGAGCAGAAUGACUUCCUGCAGCAGGGGGACCCAUACAGGGUUCUACUGCACCCAAACAUCCUCCAGUGCCUGGGGCAGUGUGUGGAGGCCAUCCCCUUCCUUCUUGUUUUUGAGUACUGCGAAAUGGGAGAUCUGCGGGGCUACUUAACUCAGCAGGACUGGAUCUUCCGAAACACAGAGAUGCUGCAGCUGCAGAGAAUGGCUUGUGAAAUCGCAGCCGGUGUCACUCAUCUUCACAAACACAACUUCCUGCACAGUGAUUUAGCUCUGAGGAACUGCUACCUGACGGCAGAUCUCACCGUCAAAGUGGGAGACUAUGGAAUCGGCCCCAGCUUGUACAAAGAAGAUUACAUCAUCACAGAGGACGAAGUGUUCGCACCCCUCCGCUGGUUGGCUCCGGAGCUGGUGGGCGAGCGUCACGGGGGUGUGGUGACGAUGGAGCAGACCAAGCCCAGCAAUGUUUGGGCUUUGGGGGUCACCCUGUGGGAGCUCUUGGAGAACGCUGCUCAACCAUACCCGCACCUGUCGGACCGGGAAGUUCUGAAUCAUGUGAUCAAGGAACAGCAAGUCAAACUUUUUAAACCACAACUGGAGCUUCCUUAUUCCGAUCGAUGGUACGAGGUGCUGCAGUUCUGCUGGCUGACGGCAGACAAACGGGCGACGGCUGAGGAGGUUCAUCGCCUGCUCAUAUACCUUCGCAUGCAGGGCCAGAAAGACAUGGAGGAAGAUUUCGAUCAGCGCUGGAAUGCCCUCAAGCCGAACCCUUCCACCCGGCAGACCACUGUAAGCCACUCCUCCUUCCCCAUCCUCGACCAGUUCGCCGACGACGCCAUGAGACAAGAGAUCGACGAAAUCCUCACCGUCACCGAAACGAGCAAAGGCCUCAGCUUCGAGUAUGUCUGGGAGGCGGCCAAACAGGACCACUAUGAAGGAAACCACGGACGCUCAGGCCUGGACACCACCCUGAACUACCACAGCAUGUUCUUCCCUGCUUCCAGCGAAGACAUCCAGGCUCAUUUCCCCAACCCUGUUGCCGCAGCAGGCGACGCUCCGACAGGAACAUCCACUAUUCUUCCAGUGUUUGACGCUCAGAAGACGUCGAAUGGGAAUGAAUAUUUCAUCCAGCUAGAAGAACCAGGGGAGGGGACUGGAGCUCAAGAUUUCAGCUCAAGCCAGAAAGACUUUAUUGUUCUCCAUGACGUCCAUCUGGAUGAGUCGAGCACAGAGGCGGACUUUUUCCACCAAAGCAUCGACUCCAAGGACUCUUACUUGCCCGACAGCCAUGUCUGGUCGUCUCUGGAAAAUGACAGCCCGUACCACCCAAACAUCUUCACCGAGGGAGAGUCCAAGCAAGACGACUCUCCGUCAUGGAGGCGGGGUUUUAUGGAACUCCCAGAGCGUAAUGGUAACUCCCUCCCGGAGAGCACUUUGUCAGUAGCAGCAGAGUCCAACAAAAGUCGAGAGGAGUCUUUUUUAGGGGUUGGUUCCGAAGCCCUUCACCGCUCCCACUCUCUGGAGGUAGAGAAGACGGACACGAAGCGGCUUCUGGACCAUGAUAAACUAGCUGAAAACUACUUGUUUCUCAAGGAGCAGAACCUGAUGAAGGACGGGCCCCAGUUUUUGAGCCCCCAGCAGAACUUCCUCUCCCCGGGGCUCUUCCACGAACCAGAGGAGACGUUCAAGAUGAAGUCGUGGGACAAUGUAGAAAAUUUAGGCAGCUUAAACUCAACGGACGCUUAUUUAAAACCCACAAGUAGCACAUCGACUAGACACGGACAUUUUGACUCUUCCAGCUCCGACCUGGACUCGUAUCCAUCGCCGAUAGAAAGUGGGACAAUGGUGCCUUCCAUUAUGGUUGAGACGGAGGAUGGUGGAAGUGUUCUAUUGCCGGAGAGCAACGGUUCUUUAUCUGAAGUUCUCGAUGUCCUCCAUCCAUCUGACAGAGCCAUGGACUCUGGUUUUGACUCUACCUCAGAGAGGCCUGAAGUAACUCAGAUUGACGACCACACUACGGUGUUUUCUGAAAGUGCCAAUUCAGAGUCGUUGUGUACAGAUGCCAAAAUCCCCAGCCUUGAGGAAGACCUGGGCCCCGCAAACAACAAGGUUCCUUUUGAAGAAGGUCCAGUGUCUGAGAGUCUAGUUGAGAUUGAUGUUUUUCCUUCAGACAACGGACUCGGUGAGGACCCGACUUGCAAUGACCUUCUGAGUGAACUCAUCGAGGAUGCAGAUAUGGAAUCGACUUUAUCUGACCACGAAGAGUCCUUCAUGAACCCGGUCAGGUCUUCUCUGUUAGUCUCAGGGCCGUCAUUGGACCAGAUCAGCCAGGAUAGCUUGUUAGAUGACAGCAUGUCCACCACUGUCCCCACGCUGGACACUCUAGCAGACACUCCAGACUCUUUGGACUCGCUCUACAUCCACAGGCUCGGAGAGCAAGGAGAGGUCGUGCAGCACAAACUGCAGCCUCCUUUCAAAAUAGCCGACAGCGGCUACGAAACCGAGAACCUGGAGUCCCCAGAGUGGAACUCCCAGCCAGAUGUGGAGCACUCGCCAGUCAGGAAUGGAGUGAGUGUUGCCAAAGAUGAGGAGGAGAUGGACGCGUCGUCCUCGAACCUGGUACCACCGGAGAUCGUGAUCUCAGAAGCAGAGGCCAUGAGGGACGUUGAGGAGCAGAAUGAGGCCCCCCCUGCUGAGGAGCCUGUCAUGGGCAGCAAUUACAGAGACUCCGCCUACUUCUCAGACAACGAGUCAGAAACUGAGAAGAAGAGUGAAGAACCAGCUGUUGACGUCCCGUGGGUGAGGAGCUCCGAUGCAGAAGUGAGUGAAGCUGCGCCAGGACCAGAGGUUCUGGAUCUUUUUCUGGCGGAAAGCCCUGCUGCGGCGCCGAGGGGUGUUGGAGAUGAUGCUCGGGUGGAGGAGGCCUCUCCAGAAAUCCACUCAGACGUCACUCCCGGCAGCCUCAACCUCGAUGGAAGUCACCUGGAGUUUAUCGAUGACGAUGAUCUGCCGGAGCCGAUUCAGCCGCUCCCAAUGCUCCACACUAAACUGACCAGAACCUACGCCACCGACGGUCACAAGCUCAAGGAGCCAGACAUGGAGGGACGCUAUCUCGGCAGGAGGGACAACUCCGGCGUGGACGGUCAGGAGGACGGCGUGGAUGCAGACGAGGAGGAUGAGAACAGCGAAGACUCGGAUGACGACGUGCGCGGGUACCAGCUUCACAGCUCGAGCUCGGACAGCGAGGACGACGUGGUGCACCCGGUGCCCGUCAUCAUCUCGGACGACAGUUCCUCCAAGAACCUUAAGAGCUUGUUAAAACCUCUAAACAUCACGUCUGCACCAAGCUCAACCAAUAACAACCCAGAGAGCUCCAGACGAACGGUGUCCUUCUUUGAUGAUGUCACAGUCUAUCUGUUCGACCAGGAAACGCCCACCAAGGAGUUGAGUGACUUCUCCUCGAGCUCCAACAACCCGACACCGGAGUUGAGCAGCCCGGUGUCCACUGCCAGCUACCUGAACCGUUUCGCCAAUUCUGAGAGCUCCACUGAUGAAGAAGGCGGUGGGUUCGAGUGGGACGACGACUUCUCUUCUCCCUCACCGGCCUUCGUCUCUAAAGCCGGACGUGAUCCCUCACCGAAGGUUCCCUCCUCUUCCUCGGCCGACUCUGGCUUCUCCACUGCACCCGUGGCUUCAGGGCUUCAGUCCAGCUGGACCACCAGCUCCUCCAGCUACUCCCGCUUCUCCAUCUCCCCAGCCAGCAUCGCCAGCUUCUCCCUCACGCAUCUCACCGACUCAGACAUCGAGCAAGGAGGCAGCAGCGAAGAUGGAGAGAAGGACUAGGCGUCACGCUACUGACAGCUUCACCUCACUUGUUGACAGCUGGAAGGACAUCAGGAGGAGGCACUGAGGUUAAAAGGACAAGGUAAACUUCCUCUUUGAGCGUCACCGCUCCGCGUGUGAGCUCCAGUGCACUUCCAUUUUGGGGACGACUCACCCGAGGCAUUCCAGAUUUAGCCGCUGCUUAUUUUUCUUCUUUUAUCCUGAUCGGAAUGAAUGGAUUCAACUGACAGCAACCAAAUAGGAGAAAGCUUUCUUCACUACAGCCGACGUGAAAUUUCGCGGUUGUUUCAGUGGUUGCCUUUUUUGUUCUCGUGUUCGGUCUCCUUUUUUCGGAGAGUGUUCGGUACCUGUGUGUAGCGUCUUUCGAUGCCAAGAAUCGGGGUGCGAUUCCUUAAAUUAAAUUUCCGAAUCAUAACUUUUGGUCGGGGUUAGUCAGAGCGACCCCUAGAGGUCACGGUUCAGUCACCUUCUAAGAAGUCGCUUUUUACAUAUUGGGGAAGCACCUGCUGCUGCCUGUUAGUCCCUGAAAACGCCCUUUAAUGAACAAGGGGCGUCUCUUUGUAUAGGCUUUGAACUGGGACGUGUCGGGCAUUGGAAAACUCCACUAUUAAGGAAUUGCGUCCGACGACAAAUGAUCUUAAUUUAUUCUGAAUGUCGUCACGCUGAAACGUUUUUACUUGACUGGGUUUGUUGAGACGAUCCACCGGUGGAAAUAAAUGUUAAUUUAAAGCUCUUACACGACGCUGCUCGGGUCGUCUUCAAUCACUACAGAGUCUGUGUAGGAAGGUUUUAUUGUUGCCGGAAGAAAUGUGUUGUAAAAACAAACGUGCAAUGUUGUGUGGUCUUGCGAUGAAUGAGGUGUCGACGUGCAGGGAGUCUCACACUAACUUGUUAGAACAAAUCAUUACUGCCUUUUAUCAACCACUUACCAAGCAUUUCCGUGUCAGGCUGUGCGUCGCCCCAACGUUGGUCCGUAUCGCUGAGAAACAGUCCACCGUCCACGCGUCACCGCUCUUCUCCAACCAGCAGCCUGUGCUUCUGUUAAACUUGAACAUUUAUUUAAUUUUAUUUGGCGAGCGUUCGCUUCAAUCUUGCACAGUUGUGGAUGUAUAUAUUUUCGUCUGUAAAUGGGAAAUGUGAGUCGUAGGGAAGAGGUUUGUAAAUUAAGGAACAUAUCAUGGUUCUCAGUUAAAUUAAAGACACAAAAUCACUCUGUCCUUUAAACUUGUAGAUUUGGAAAAAAAAGCUGAUAUUUUUACGUCCUCUUGAUCAUGCUGAGUGUAACUGAAUGAAAUGUUUAUAAUGACACUGUUUAAUAUGAAAAUAAAUUCAAACGAAACCUCCAGUUGUGGCCUGUUGCGAGACACCUCCCACCACCCUCCUCCUCGCCCCCACCACCUCUCACUCUGCGUUGCUUGGACCUGAUCCAGCCGGUACCAGUUUUCAAACUUUUAUUUGACAUUUCAAACUGCAACAGUCCGAGUGACAGGAACAUGAGGAACACAGUCGCUUUCAAAAGUUCCCGGAGAGAUUCAGGCAGCCGACACUAAAGCAAACAAACCAGGAAGACAAAACUGUAACAAACAACAUGCAUGAGACACACAGAGUUAGACUUGAGCCCUUCCGUCGAAGCCCCCGUCCGUCGGGAUGUUGUGUCGAGGAGUAGAUGCUAUUGCUGGAGUCGCCUGGUUGCCAAACUCACGGGAGCAAACACAUGCACACAUCAUAACCAAAUUCACAUCUUAGGUCUCAGUGCCAGAGAAAACAUUCGUCCAUCGAUGCA
This is a messenger RNA of Synchiropus splendidus (mandarinfish), 6529 nucleotides long. RefSeq names its product lemur tyrosine kinase 2 (gene lmtk2). The record is from RefSeq and is a predicted model, not a curated record. Gene Ontology annotation, biological process: protein phosphorylation. The transcript has 14 exons. Gene Ontology annotation, molecular function: protein kinase activity; ATP binding. NCBI's taxonomy places the organism in Eukaryota, Metazoa, Chordata, Actinopteri, Syngnathiformes, Callionymidae. The coding region runs from base 361 to 4746 and encodes 1461 amino acids.